AUGCCGAGCAGCAUGGACUUUCCUGUAUUCAGCUUCCUAACCUUCGACAUGGCUCCAGGUAGCAACGAGACUGCUACUAUAGCGGCGAAAGCAUUGCUUUGGUCCAUCGCUGCCUCGUUCUUCGCUAUCGGCUACUCAGAGGUGCUCUACCGCGGAACCAAAUACCUCUACCAACGAGGAAAGCUACUCCGCUACUACCCGCUUCCGCAAGAGCGACACCUCGUCGAGGCAUGGUCGUCCGCCUUCUUUUUCAUCCUUCCGACGGCGCUGUUCGCCUCCUUUCACACCAAGGAUAUUGAUCGCUCAUGGAGUUUUAACCCGAUCGCCAUUGUCGCCUAUACGGGACUUUACCUCGUCAUCCAUGACGUGUACUUCUAUCUAAUCCACGCCAACUUCCACAAGAAUCGCUGGCUGUACAACUUCUUCCACGAUAAGCACCACGAAUAUAGCUACAGCAUGAACUGCUACAUCGUCGGAUACGCCGAGAUCCUUGAAAAUAUGGUCCAAGUUGGCGUUCCCUGGCUGGUCUGGACCUACAUUGCCGGUGGAAACUGGUGGAACUGGCUAUUGCCGCUAAGCCUGAUUGUCUUUACGACGCUCGUCGGUCACUCUGGCUACAGGAUGUCGACAAUCGUGGCGGCUUUCCAUCCGCUUGUCAUACCCUUCACGUUGAUCUCCGGCAAGUACAUGCUCACGCCAGGUGACCACCAAGUGCAUCACAGUCACCGUCGCUACAACUUCGGACUAUUCUGGCGUUUCAUGGAUCAGUGGCAUGGUACCUACCGUAGGUGCAAUGUGAAGGCGUACGACGUCGUCUUCUGGACGGAGUGGGCCCGGCAGAAGGAGGAGAACGCUGAGCAGGCGAAGAAGUGGCUCAACAAGCAUAAUGUCGAGUUCGAGGAGGUUGCGUGGGGCUUUUAAUCGAACAUCCUUGAUUGAUAGCAUUGCAGAGAUGCUGACUGUCAUGUGAGGCUGUUGUAUUGCAGCGAGACAUCGCACGAUGGAGCUUAGAAAGUGCAUUAGCGACACCAUGGGACAGCAAGGGU
Messenger RNA from Baudoinia panamericana UAMH 10762, 1046 nucleotides. RefSeq lists its product as uncharacterized. The record is from RefSeq and is a predicted model, not a curated record. Gene Ontology annotation, biological process: lipid biosynthetic process. Lineage: Eukaryota; Fungi; Ascomycota; Dothideomycetes; Mycosphaerellales; Teratosphaeriaceae. The transcript has a single exon. The coding region runs from base 1 to 921 and encodes 306 amino acids. Gene Ontology annotation, molecular function: iron ion binding; oxidoreductase activity.